Messenger RNA from Penicillium verrucosum, 495 nucleotides. RefSeq lists its product as uncharacterized. NCBI's taxonomy places the organism in Eukaryota, Fungi, Ascomycota, Eurotiomycetes, Eurotiales, Aspergillaceae. The coding region runs from base 1 to 495 and encodes 164 amino acids. The transcript has a single exon. The record is from RefSeq and is a predicted model, not a curated record.
AUGCCUUUGAAUAAAUACCCAGACAACGAAGAGAUCGGCAACAUGAACAAUGAGAAGCGAUUCCUUACCGCUUGCGCCUGCUUCAAGUCCUGUCUCUACGAAGAGCUUCAAUUCCUGAGUCUUGGAGACGGUCUCCGCCCCGAGAUCAUUCCAAUUCUCCACAAGCUGGUGAAGCUGCUACAGGCUAUCUUUCUUCUGGGUAAGGAGAUGGCACGCACAUGUCCUGAUUGUCUCACUGUUCGUAAUAGGCCUACAGACCACUUCUUGGUCCAGUUCGAGCGCAUGUGUAAUGGCCGCAUUAUGGCCCCUUUGACUCGAGCCAUUGCUGACCUCGAGGCGGAUGAGUUGUUGCCAACUCCGAAGGCGAGCGUUGACUUUUAUGUAUCUGCGGAUUUGGAUGAUUGUCGUGCGGAUGCUAGUGUCUUGCUCUCUGGUGACGAGCUGCCUCUGGAUAUCGCUGACGGCGUUCAGUUCCCGAAAGCUUCUCGGCCAUGA